AAAAGUGGGCCCACAUAAAGAAGGGUGCACCGAUGUUUUGGCGCACGCCUUACGAAUCGUAACGAAAUUCUUCAGUUCUACAAUUCUGAUCACUUGAGAACAUAAAAAAUAAAAUGAUUUCCCGGGUUGGCAUGAGAGCUCCAAGAGCCACAAGAAACUUUCAAACUUCUGCCGUUACAAUGAACUCAGUGUACGGCUCCCCAAAAACUGGUAUUUAUUCCAACUUGCCAUUCAAAGUUAAGGACAGAAAGAUUCCUUUUGGUAUUGUGUGGUGGGGGACCUACGGAUUCUUCUUUGCUUUCCCAUUCUUGACCUCUUACUGGCACAUGAAAAAGUCUGGAAAUUUAGCUUAGAUGUGUACACGAAUGAAUACAUGGAUACUUUCACGUGAGAAAUGUUCAGAUUAUUGAAAUUUUUGUCAUGGUAGACCGUGUUGUGUCGAAGUAUAGUU
Molecule: messenger RNA, 451 nt
Organism: Metschnikowia bicuspidata var. bicuspidata NRRL YB-4993
Lineage: Eukaryota; Fungi; Ascomycota; Pichiomycetes; Serinales; Metschnikowiaceae
Gene: COX8
Product: cytochrome c oxidase subunit VIII
Exons: 1
Coding region: 114-353 (79 amino acids)
Biological process (GO): mitochondrial electron transport, cytochrome c to oxygen
Source: RefSeq, a predicted model, not a curated record